Molecule: messenger RNA, 1487 nt
Organism: Actinia tenebrosa (Australian red waratah sea anemone)
Lineage: Eukaryota; Metazoa; Cnidaria; Anthozoa; Actiniaria; Actiniidae
Product: leukocyte surface antigen CD53
Cellular component (GO): plasma membrane
Source: RefSeq, a predicted model, not a curated record
UAUCCGGCGGAUAAAUCCUUAUCCAGUGAAUGAGUUGAUGCUGUUUUCCAAUACCAACCAACUGGAUAAGAUUUAUCCGUUGGAUAGCGCUAUCCAGGCUWCGUACAACCGGGCCCUGGUUAUUAGACAUUCUGAGGACAUCCAUUCUGAGAAGACAUUCUGCAUUGUGGGGCAGUUUGGACAUAUUUCCAAGAUGACAUCUAAUUCGUCCCCUAAAACAGUCCAUUAUGCACUGCAAUGUCAUUCUACGAAACUAUUACUGCAGCCUCGGUCAAAGUUCCCUUUAAACGAGAAGGGUAUCAGAAGAAAUCAGACGAGGGAGAUCGAGAAGUUCCUUUAUAGGUAAACCCUGGUCAGCAGCAUGUCAAACUCUGUGAAGAUCAUCAAGURUCUAGUUAUCUUUUUUAACCUUCUAUUUUUCGUUUUAGGGAUUUGUCUGUUGGCUAUAGGAGCCUGGGGAGAAGCCACUAUUGGACCAUAUGUCCAGCUGUCAAGUGUUAACUACGCCACUGCUCCACGUGUACUGAUGGCUCUCGGCGUAGCUAUUGCUGUUGUUGCCUUCUUUGGCUGUUGUGGAGCUAUGAAGGAUAACAAAUGCAUGCUAACUAUGUUUUUCACGAUGCUGUUAGGUCUACUGCUGCUUGAGAUUACCGCGGCUGUGCUUGCAUUCCACAACAAAGACAAGAUCCAAAAAGAGCUGGAAAAAGAUAUCAGAAAGAACAUCGUGCAUUAUCCAAAAGAAAAUGUUAAAGCACUCGAUGAUUUACAAAAUAAAUUGAAGUGUUGCGGUGCAAACGGGCCCAGUGAUUGGUUAAACAAUACUGAUUACAUGAUGACAAAUUACACGACCUCGGUACCAGACUCCUGCUGCAAGACAGAAUAUGAAGGUCAAGAUUGCGGGAGAGGUCAACUUGUUAACCAAACCAAAAUACAUACGACUGGAUGCUACCCAGCACUAAAGGAAAAGAUUGAGGAUAACCUGGUACCAACUGGUGCCUUGGCUAUGACGGUACUGGUCAUACAGAUACUUGGAAUGUCAUUUGCCAUAGUCCUUAUUUGCCGCAUGUAAUGCUUCAAGACGUAAAAACAACAGAAAAAUAUUAUUAACACCUUUAGUCAAUAUCAUAAACAAAUUUUUCACGCUCCAAAAAAUCUCUCAUUAGCAAAACAGUUCUACAAGAUGAGACGUUUGGUAGCGAAAGAAAUGGCCUGCCUAGCUGAUAACUUAUCAGUAAACCAUUUAUAAAGUGUAAAACAGAAAUAAACGUAUUGGUGAUAAGUUAUAAUUAGAAUGUAAUAGAAGUUGCACAGGUUCUGGGCCUAUAGUCAAAAGUUCAAACCUGUAUACAAGAGGUUUUUCACUGAGCUUUAGUAAAGUCAUUACAUGUAUUUAUUUCAACAAUAAGUCUUAUUAAAAUUGUUAUAUAAUGGAGCAUCAUGAUUCAUCAAAAAACUGCCGGAGACCAAUAAAAAGUGUUUUGACAAUA